GUGUUAUCAAUUUCGGAUUUUAAAUUGUUCCAAAAGUGUUUUUACAUGAACACACAAUGACAACAGGAAGUAAAUUGAAUGCAAAUUGUUUGAAAAUAUUUGUGAAAAUUCUGUGAGAUUUUAAGUGAGGUAUUGUUUUGUUGAGGUUAUGUUUCUAAAAACAAACUGCAAGAUUUAAGUUUUUGUCUGGAAUGGCAACGUUCCAAAAUCGGGGAAGAAAUCCUUGCACCAGCUACAAAAGAGAAGGUAGAACUAAGCAAAACGUUUUUGAAUGUUUGCCUUCAUCUGGUGAUUACCAGGGCGGAUGUGAGGGGAAAAAAUUCAGAACAGAGGGUAGAGCUAACCAAGAUGUCUACGAGUGCUGCCCGCCAACACCAUUGGAGCUGAGAUGCAGUGUGUGCUACACAGCUGAGAGGGAUGGUUGCAACCUCUGGACUUGUGUUCCCUUCGUGUCCUACUCUGUACUCUGUGGACCGACUCUGGCCGAUCUGCUGGUCCUGCUGCUCAACCUGCUGCCCAUGUCCUUCCUCGCUUGUCUUGGCAUCGCCCAUCCACGCUGCUGCAAAGAAAAAGCCAAACCAUUCAUCAAGAACUGCAACCCAGAGAAGAAGCCUCCGCGGUGUGUUCCAGUCAACAGGUGUGGAGACAGGCGAGAGGUGAAGAGAACAUCUUACCCUAAACCUGAGGCUGGCGACACAAGCUCCUGUAACGAUGACAUCUACGCUUGGAUGCACGGAGAGUACGAAGCUCUGGCCCAGGAGUUGGCUGAGAUCAAGAGAUUGACGACGGAAGACAACGACACUGACAACAGAGAUUUGCUGCAGGCUAGGAACUACGUGCUGGACAGACUGGCGGAGAUGCUGGCAAUGCGAGAGGAGAUAGAGAGAAAGGAGAAAAAGAAGCAGAGUCGAUGAUUUUGGAUAUUGCAUAUCUACGGCAAAAAUUAACUCUCAACAUACUCUUCAUUAAUUUUUAUCUUUUGUGAAAUUAUAGUCUGUAUAAAAUUAUGUUUGUAAAAGCUGUUUCGUGGUUGGCAUGUAUUGAAAUACAGCCCUUGAGUAAACCUUCGAAGAUAAGGAAUGAUUGUAUCACGAAGUAAACGGUUAAGAUGGA
Messenger RNA from Macrosteles quadrilineatus (aster leafhopper), 1113 nucleotides. RefSeq lists its product as uncharacterized. The transcript has 7 exons. The record is from RefSeq and is a predicted model, not a curated record. NCBI's taxonomy places the organism in Eukaryota, Metazoa, Arthropoda, Insecta, Hemiptera, Cicadellidae. Bases 192 to 914 code for a protein of 240 amino acids.